This is a messenger RNA of Equus quagga, 904 nucleotides long. RefSeq names its product membrane associated ring-CH-type finger 10 (gene MARCHF10). The coding region runs from base 95 to 811 and encodes 238 amino acids. NCBI's taxonomy places the organism in Eukaryota, Metazoa, Chordata, Mammalia, Perissodactyla, Equidae. The transcript has 5 exons. The record is from RefSeq and is a predicted model, not a curated record.
UCCGUCCUGGACCAGCCCGCCUGCCCCGCCCCUCGGCCCCUUUAUCCCCUCGCAGGGGAGGAAGGACUGACCCGCAAGGUGGGGAUUAAGAAUCAUGUUGCACGAAGCAAGGGACAGGCAGAAGUUCGUCAGUGAUGCUCAGUAUCUGCGGGACAUGCAGCAUAAGGUGGACUCUGAAUAUCAGGCUUGUCUGAGACGACAGGAAUGCAGGAGAGACUCAAAUGAGAAGAAACGGGAUCAACCUGGGGGGCAAGAGACAACUUUUGAGAGAUCUAGGUUUUCAAGUGGGUCAUCUUCCAAACAGAGUUCUGGUGAGGAGGAUCCUCUAGCUGAACCGAGAUUAUCUACCAAGAAUUCUGUGGUUAAGUGUGAUUCCAGACUGCCAGCGAUUGACCAAACAUCAGUCAAGCAGAAACAUAAAAGUACCAUGACUGCAAGGAAACCAGAGAAAGUGGUCCCCAGCAAACCAUCUCCAGGUGACAGCAGCGAGCACCCCCUGUUCUGUGUUGAAUAUUCCCCUUACUGCUCCGUCUUUGCUUUCUCCCCUGACCAGCAGCCCAAUACCAGUUACUGCUGCCUCCUCCUGCCACUAGUGCCACCCGCCUCCCCAGUGGCCCAGGACCCUUCCCCCUAUCUCCCUCCAGUUUCCUUUCCCUCCUUCGUGAGCCCCACUCUCUCCUCCCCGGGUCCCGUGCCCGAGUCUCCAGCAGCCCUGUGCUACUUCCCCGUCUCCUGCCCUACUCCGGCGGAGACCCCUGUGCUGUGCCUGCCCGGCCCCAGAAGGCCCAGUAAAAUUUACCUCAUGUGGUAAGCCAUCCUCAGCAAGGCAUGCAGCACAGUGGAGUCAGGGAGAGGGGGACUUCAGGCUUCCAGAAGGCAGGUGGACGAGAGAGGGGCCAGAGGG